Penicillium samsonianum is the source of this 1704-nucleotide messenger RNA. RefSeq names its product GMC family oxidoreductase. The transcript has 3 exons. Gene Ontology annotation, molecular function: flavin adenine dinucleotide binding; oxidoreductase activity, acting on CH-OH group of donors; cellulase activity. The record is from RefSeq and is a predicted model, not a curated record. The coding region runs from base 1 to 1704 and encodes 567 amino acids. Gene Ontology annotation, biological process: cellulose catabolic process. Lineage: Eukaryota; Fungi; Ascomycota; Eurotiomycetes; Eurotiales; Aspergillaceae.
AUGGAAUUUGCAAACCAUUACGACUUUGUCAUUGUAGGAGGUGGUCCAGCUGGUUGCGCCCUGGCGGCGGGGCUCGCCAAAUCAGCCCAAAGACCUCAAGUUCUACUUCUUGAAGCAGGUGGGCGCAAUGAUGAUAAAGCUUUGCGAGUAGACGGAAAGCGUUGGACGACAUUCAUGGAUGGAAGCCUGAAUUGGGGGUACAAGACCACACCUCAGGAACAUUGCAAUGGGCGCGAGCUCGACUAUUCCCGUGGAAAGGGUCUGGGAGGUGGCUCGGCAAUCAACUUCGGGGUCUAUACUGUAGGCGCGCGGGACGACUAUAAUGAGUGGGCAUCUGUGGUGGACGACAAUACCUUCGGAUGGAAGCAGAUGCAGACCCGCUUCAAGAAUUUGGAGACAUUCAAUGGCAGUUUCGCACUCUCGGAGAAUCAGAAAUAUGCCAGUUAUGUUGCUUCGGACCACGGCAAUUCGGGCGCCCUGCAUGUCGGGUAUGCCGACGACUGGGAAAGGGACUUGUCACUCUCACUAGAUGCGUUUGAAGCGGCUGGACACAAGCUCAACCUGGAUCACAACUCGGGUAAUCCCCUUGGCAUGGCCGCCACUAUCAACUCUGCUUGCAAGGGAAAGCGUACCACGGCUGUUGACUUGCUUUCGGAUGCCCCUGAUAAUCUUGUAGUUGUCACAGACAGCCCAGUACAGCGGAUUUUGUUACAGGGCAAAAAGGCUGUUGGGGUACAGACUCAGGGCAAGCAGUACUUCGCCUCCCGGGAUGUGAUUAUCUCUGCAGGCUCACUCGACACCCCGAAGAUCCUAAUGCAUUCUGGAAUCGGACCAGCUGCAGACCUCGAGAAGUUCAACAUUCCAGUAGUCAACGAUCUCCCCGCUAUUGGCCAGGGGCUCCGAGACCACUACUUUGUUCCUCUGAUUCUCGCGCGUAACCCGGAGACAAAUGACCGCAAUUCGUUCUUCCAAGAUCCCGCCUCCAUGGAAAGUGCAAUGAAACAGUGGGAAGACAACAGUACCGGUCUGUGGACCCGAUACGGCUGCCAGAUCGGCUGUGGUUGGUUCAAAUCAGACCGCAUCACCUCGACGCCCGAAUUCAAAGCACUUCCAGCAUCCGUACAAGAAUUCAUGAACCGCGAAACCAUUCCCCACUACGAGAUAAUCACCCACAUGCCCAUCCACUUCAUGAUGCCCGAUAUGUUCAAAGAUUACAGCUAUGUUGGUCUCGCGGCAUUCAUGAUGAACGAGCAAUCCCGCGGCGAAGUACGCCUGCAGUCUUCCGACCCAGGUAUCCCGCUACUGUUUAACCCUCGAUUCCUCGAUGAUCCCUUCGAUCGUCGUACCUGUGUCGAGAUAUAUCGACACCUGCUGGAAGUUAGUAGACAGGAGUCUUUUGCGAAGGACACUGUCGGCACGCUCAUCGGGCCUGCGUCUGAUUCCGACGAGGACAUCCUCCAGUUCUGGAAAGACUACCUCUCUUCUAGCUGGCACAUGACCGGCACAGUGAAGAUGGGCAAGGCUGAUGCCAGCGACGCAGCUGUUGACACGCAUUUCCGCGUGCGGGGCAUGGAGAACCUCCGCGUUGCUGAUAUGAGUGUUGUUCCUGUUCUCACUAACAACCACACGCAGGCUACAGCUUACGUGACUGGUGUUACUUGUACUGAUGUUCUUAUCAAGGAAUACGGACUUGAUGAACAGUAA